This is a messenger RNA of Hyposmocoma kahamanoa, 1988 nucleotides long. Its product is annotated as probable cytochrome P450 12b2, mitochondrial. Gene Ontology annotation, molecular function: oxidoreductase activity, acting on paired donors, with incorporation or reduction of molecular oxygen; monooxygenase activity; heme binding. NCBI's taxonomy places the organism in Eukaryota, Metazoa, Arthropoda, Insecta, Lepidoptera, Cosmopterigidae. The transcript has 10 exons. Bases 399 to 1988 code for a protein of 529 amino acids. The record is from RefSeq and is a predicted model, not a curated record.
GGUAAAAAAUAGAAAACAUCGCCGCCCCCAGGCAUCUGCGCUAGCUCGAUGUAGACUAGGAAGAGAUAGGGUGCGUAUAGUAGAAGCUCACCUGGUGCGAUUUGCACCAAAUUCCAAUAUUGCGUUUCUGGGUUAUAUAUAUUGUACACUUGGUUCACUGUCGACCCCUACAUUAAACAUUUUAAAACUGUCGUAAAAACCUACAACAUGGUCCCGGAAAAAUCUACAAAAUGUCGCUUUCUACAAAACACCGACGAAUUAAACAUUUCUGGGGAACACAACAAAAAAUUAAAAUCGGUAGUAAAAUAAUAACGCACAACAAAAUUUGUUAGGUAAUUGUAAAUAGUAACUGCCAGACAGAUUAGCUUAAAAUCGGUGGCAACGCGUAAUAUGCUACAAUGCGAUUGAAGUGUGUGCGGGGCCACGAAAAGGAUCAGACGAUUGCAACGACGGCAAAAAUAAUGAGAAUUCUAAAUUAUCUUAAUCAUAAAUCAUUGUUAGUGAUUACUCAAAAUGUUAAAAGUUUAAAAAAACGAACAUUAUCGACAGCCUUGGAACAACCAAAGCCUUACAGUGCAAUCCCUGGUUUAGGCCCUUUGCCAAUCAUAGGCGGUUUACAUCACUUUCUGCCUGUAAUAGGAAAAAUUGGCUUACCAGAAAACUUUGCCGCCAUGACUGGAAAGUUACAUAAAGAGUAUGGACCCAUAGUCAGGGUAGAACGUUUAUUUCCUAACAUUGCGGAUAUGGUGAUGCUGUUUGAACCAGACCAUUUUGAUCAGGUGUACAGAGCUGAAGACGUACUGCCGAUGCGGCCCGGAUUUAAAAGUUUUACGUACUACAGAGAAGAAUUCAGAAAAGAGAGAUUUGAGGGUGUUUACGGAUUAACUACUGCACAGGGUCCACAAUGGCGUGACUUCCGAACAAAAGUAAACCCAGCUUUGUUAAAACCUAAACUCGUCAAAUUAUAUGCUCCAGGAUUGGACAAUAUUGCAGAAGAAAUGGUGGCUAGAUUAAUAAAACUUUCAGCGGACAAAACAUAUCUACGAAAUAAUUUUGAUGCUGAGAUGAAAAAGUUUGCAUUAGAAUCUGUAGCCUUAGUAUGUCUAGGGGCGCGACUUGGUGCCCUAGAAGAUAAUUUGACAGAAGAUCACCCUGCAGAACAACUAAGAAUAUGUUCUAAGGAACUUUUUGAUUUGGGUUUUAAAUACGAAUUGAUGCCAAAACUUUUACAAAAAUUCAACACUCGUAUGUUUAAUAGAUUGAUGAAAUUAUUAGAUACGCAGUGGGAUAUAAGUGCAAAGUAUAUCGAGCAAGCAAAGCAGAGAAUCAAAGAGAGAGGUCACAAUAUUCCAGAAGAAGAUAAAAGCGUGCUUGAGAAACUGCUGGCAGUUGACGAGAAAGUCGCCAUUAUGAUGGCGAAUGAAAUGCUCAUGGCUGGGAUUGAUACAGUAGCACUUGCAACAACCGUUUUGCUGUACAGAUUGGCUACAAAUCCAAAAGUUCAAGACAAGUUGCGUGAAGAAAUUCGUUCGGAUGAUACAAACAAGAGAUAUCUAAAAGCUUGUCUUAAAGAAAGCUUAAGAAUGAAUGCUGUUAUAUCUGCUAAUUUACGAAUGACCACGAGAGAACACAUUGUGGGUGGAUAUGUAAUUCCUAAAGGGGUUGAUGUAAUUGCACCAAACGAAUACUUAUCACGUUUAGACAAGUACUAUCCUCGAGCAUCUGAAUUUAUCCCAGAAAGAUGGCUUACAGAGAAGACUGAUCCUUUGUACUACGGGAACGCUCAUCCUAUGAUCACACAACCGUUUGGAUUUGGUAUAAGAAGCUGUAUUGGACGACGUAUAGCAGAAUUAGAGAUUGAAAUAUUUGUGCAAAGAUUGAUAAAUGAUCUCAAAGUCAGUUGGGACGGACCACCUAUGAAAAUUGUAACUAAUGUCAUGAACAACAUUAAGAAACCGUAUUGUUUUAAAUUUGAGCAGGUUAAGUAG